Messenger RNA from Rubroshorea leprosula, 1398 nucleotides. NCBI's taxonomy places the organism in Eukaryota, Viridiplantae, Streptophyta, Magnoliopsida, Malvales, Dipterocarpaceae. The record is from the annotation of a GenBank genome assembly.
GCUCUUCUUCUUCCUCCCGACCCCCUACAACCCGACGAGCUCCCCAGCUACCGCCACCCAUCUCCGGCCGGGAAUACCGGUAAAGCUUGGAGAUUUCUCCUCCUUUUCUUGUUCUAGAACACCUAUUAAACCCAGAAUUUUCUAGAUCUGCUUUCUUCCCUCUGCUGCGACCUCCUUGUGGCUGGGUGGGUGAAAUUUUCAACUAUUUUGGGUAAGCAACAACCAUGGAAUUCAUCUUUUCUCCCUUAAUUUGGCUUGGGUUCACUCUAAUUGCUCUUAUUUCUUUCCAAUUUGGUGUUAGUUCUUCUCCAAUUCCCGCCAGCCUUUGAACCCGCCAGGCUCGGUUUGGCUUGCCAUAAUUCUCUGGUACUUGGUUAUUCUGCACUCUAGCACUUGGGAUUAGUGUUCUGUUUGGUGCGAUUUGAGGUAGUGAUACCCGACACAUAGGGAGCCGGGGGAGUGACGAGCUAGACGGUUAGGCAUUAUUUUGGACUUAGAUCUUUUGGAGUUAGGUCGCUAGUCUCACAUGGUUGACAUAAAUAACCAUUUUUGUGUACAGAGUUUCCUUAGUCAUAACCAUAACUGUUUAUAAACUGUUGUACAUCUUGACUAGUAAAUUUUUGGUAAUGGAAAGUUAGAUUUUACCUAAGUUUUUAGAAUUGAAUUAUCUGAAUUGGAAAUUAAGAACUCAGUAGGUUUCGAGCCUUGUGCAUUUGUGAGACCCGUUCACGAGUGCACGGCGUUUGUUAUGUCCUCGGAUUUGGGUUCUGGGGUAUGACAACCAUCAUCGUCCCUCUAUGUAUGUUCCCUUUCUCGUCGCCAAGACUUGAUGAAUCUGCAGGAAAACUACCUAAAGCAAACGAAACCCCAAAAUCCGAGCAAAACCAAAAUCCUCCUCGCACAAAAAACCUACUAUCAAGGAGAGGUUUGAGUGGCCGACAACGAGAAGAUUCUUUGUUGUUGUUGACUGCUCUGGUUAGCACAGAAAAGCAAGCUUUCCAUCUUGUUCCGGUCUAUUUUCUUCUUCAUGCUCACCCUAUAGCAGAUUUCCCUUUUCUCGAUCUUGCUGCUCUAUUCAAGCUUAGACAUCCUCAUCCUCCUCAUCCCAGAUCCAAUGGUGGAGCCUCUAAUCUUCAACGGUAAGUUCCAAAUCCAAUGGUUUAUUAUUGUUACUCUAGUGCUCUGGUAUUAAUGAGAUAUGUUCCUACAAUUAUGGAGAAAUAUCAACAUAGAGUAAUCUCAGCAUAUCAGCUUCAUCUUUACAUAUCUGUACUUUCCACUUUUACUACACUUUUAUUGCUUCCUUUUCUUUAGGCCUAACUUUAGCUAGAAUUAAUUUUUCCUUGCUGUAUAUAUGUAUGUAAUUGUGCACGAGAUCAAUACAUGAGAAAACAUUCC